AUGUCUGCGGGGCCGGCGGACUCGCCCCUAGUACCGGCAACUAGCCGGCGCAGGAGGCCCUUGUCCGAGCUGCUGGCUGGAAGAGUUAACAAACAAAAAUAUAAACCUGAAAGGGAACAGAAACUACAGGAAGCAGCUGUGUAUCUCCUGAAACGCCAUCAGAACUUGAAUGACUUAUUUCUUGAGGUAGGUGGUAUACAAUGUAAAAAGACAUUGUGUUUUACCAGCUUAAUUGACCAUGAAAUCUCUGGAGUGCCAGGAACUCAUUCUAAAUCAUUUAUAGUCUCCACUGUACAAGAGCAAGCAUCAAAGUUAGGUGUCCCAGUGGGAAUCCUGUCAGCUCGGACAGCUGCCUCCAGCCUGGAGCAGCUAUGUCAGGCUCCAGAGGGAUCCAGGCAAGCUGCUUUGCUGAACUCAGAACAGAGGAAGAAAUUAUCCUCCCUCUUAGAUAUUGCCCAAGAUUUAUUGGAACAUGGUCUCUUUUGUCGUGUCUCCUUCUGUCAAGAACUUUGGAAGGUGCAGCAUUCUCUGGUACUUGAAGCUGUCUGGCAACUUCACUCAAAAAGUGUUAUUGGCUUAGAAGAGCUGAUAGAGAGCCAUUCAGACUCCCAGACUGUGGUGGAUUGGGUAUUUAAUAACUUGUUCCUCGUGUGUGAACAAAUAGAAAAUGCCAUCAAAGAAGUGGACAUUGCUGAGCAUAUACUUUCUGAUUUCAUGAGAAUUUUUAUUCAGAGGGGAUUUCAGAAAGUACCAGAUUUGAGAAGAAAUGUAGAGCUUGAGAAGAUGCCCCAGAUCUGUAUUGCUGUACUACAGAAAAUACUGACAUAUAUACUUAGUGCUCUUGCUACUGAAAUACAAGAAGAGUCGUCUACAUUCAAGACAGUGAAGUGCUGGUUAAAUAUAUUCAAAUGCUCUGUUUAUGGAAGUAUGGUUUCACCCGAUUCUCUGCAAAAGUUUUUUUCUUACACCUUGACUCAGAUACUUAUUUAUAAUCCUGUACUAAAAGUGUGUGAUGCUGUUCAAAGGCAGAAGGAUUGGAGCUUUGCAAGAACUUGUCCUUUGCUCACUACCUUAUAUCGAAGACUGUUUGUGAUUUUCAACCCCAAAGUGCUGAUUGAACAUUUGCAAGAAGUCCUGGAAACACAUGAGGUCAACUGGCAGCUUGUCUUGUCUUGUGUGUCUACCCUGGUCGUGUGCUUGGCCGAAGCACAACAACUUGUUAAAGAUUUGUUGGCCCAUUUGAUGAUCAAAGCAUUUGAGAGUUAUGACUUAGAAAGCAUGAUCACUGCAUUUCUGAUAGCUCGUCAGGCUGCUCUGGAGGGACCUUCUGUAUUCAUUCCUUAUGCAGAAUGGUUUAAGGUUUCCUUUGGAAAUGUUAGUGGCUAUCAUGGCUGUAGUAAGAAAGCUUUAGUUUUCUUAUUCAAGUUUUUAUCAGACCUCGUACCCUUUGAAGCCCCACAGUACAUGAAGAUACACAUUCUUCAUCCACCAUUGGUACCAGUAAAAUACCGGUCUUUGCUUAUGGAAUAUAUUACACUAGCCAAAACUCGAUUGGCUGAUCUCAAGGUUGCUAUGGAAGAUAUGGGACUUUAUGAGGAUUUAUCAUCAACAAAAGAAGUUACAGAGCCCCACUGCCAGGCGCAACAAGAUGUGGAAAAGGCCAUUCAGGUGUUUGAACAGACAGGAAAAAUCCCGGUAACUGUAAUGGAAGCCAGUAUAUUUAGGAAACCCUACUAUGUGUCUCGUUUUCUCCCAGCUCUGCUCAUACCUCGUGUGCUUCCUGGAACUCCUGAUUCCCGGAUGGUUUUUAUAGAUUCUCUCAGAAGAGCUGAUAAACUUCCUCCAAAUUUGUAUUCCAACUACCUCCAAGCCUGUUCCACUGCAGAAGAAAGGCAACUAGAAGCUUUACUGAAUAUAGAAAGGCAAGGCUGUUGGCCAUCACUGUUCGUGAAGAUGAUCUGUGGACAUAGGCACCACCUUCCUGUAUUGUUUGCCAGAUUCUACCAACUUAUUUACCACCAGGGCGAAUGCCUGUCUGACAUUCAUGUUUUAGGCCUAGCUGCCCUGGCAGUUCACCUAAAUGAAUCUAAGUCCUUGGUUCCAGAAUUGGUUCUUGGAACUUCUGUCCAUGCAAAGACUCACUUAGUCACAGAAUUCUGGGAAAACCUUCUGUCAUGUAGAUCCCAGAAAUCCUUUUCCAUUUGCAUAAGGUUUUGUGUUGCGGCAAUUUCUUAUGCUUUGUGCAAAUUUUCCUCCCAUUCAUAUGAUGUUUUGUGUGACUGUUUACCUGCAGGCCUCGUUAAAAAGGUGCAAUUUUUUGUGCUUCGAAUGUACUUGGAAGCUCGAGGAACUAUUUGUCAAGAAGAUGUAGUGGAUCUACCUUGGAAGAACUUGUCUUCUCCCUCUGUAGAUUGGAAAAAAGCUGCCCUCUGUUUGUGGAAACAAAAGAAAUUCCAAAAACUUUUGAAGGAGAAACAAUUUCAAUUAACUUACAGAGAUUGGCUGCUAUUUGAGAUGGAAGUAAAACCUGACAAUGAUAUUCUUUCAGAUGCAGAAAGACAAUAUUUUCAUCAGUGGGCUUUGUAUCAGCAGUACCUUCCAGAAUCUUCUGUGACUGGGGGCUGUGAUGGAGAUUUGGAAAAAGGAUGUUCAAUUCUUGUUGAGACAAUGGUGGAUUUCUGCCUAAGAUCCAGUAGUUGUCCUCCCUUAGAAAAUUCAGAAUCAUCCAUUUGUGGCAAUAUAGUUAAUCGUGACAUUCUCUCCAGAUUACAGGAAAUGGUACUUGAACUGGAGCUGGAAAGAUGGAGGGGCCCAAGCUUUGGCCCAUCAGAUGAUGGUGGACAUUUCAUGUUCAGAAUUUUUCAAAAAAGGUUACAGUCUAUUGAAAAUGGUUCAACAAUUGGGGAGAGACUUUUGAAGCAGCAGGAGCUACUUGUGUACAAAAGUAUUCUCAUGGGUCUUCCUCCAUCGGUUCUCAUCAGUACCCACGUGUCAGGAUGGCAAAGGUCUUUGCAUUGUGAAGAUUUCUUUCACUUUGUUAAUAAUGAAUUGAAAAACAUCUCUCCUAGAGAAUGUGCCCUGGCCCAUGACAUCAUCAUCCACUUCUUCAGGGGUCUCCUGAGUGCCUGUUUGAAUUGCAAAGAACCAUCCAAAGAGGUUAACUUGAUCCUGACUGCUUGUCAAACCCACUGUCCAAUAAUCCUGUCCUCUGCGGUGUUAUGGUGGCCACGACUAGAGCCAGUUCUUCAGUGUCAGUGGAAGCGACACUUCAAGACUGUGCUGCCCCAGGAGAUAGCACACUUAGCCACUUGCCAACAGUUUGCCAGGAGCUUCCUGCCCUCCGAGGCAGCGCUUUCUUUCAAGCCCUGCACUCCUUGGAUUGCUGCUGCUUCUGUGCAUUUUGCAGUUCAUCAACAAGGAGACCUGGAAACCACCAAAAAAGCCCUGAAGAAGUUGGGAUGUGAAGGAGAGGAGCUCUUGGUCUCUCUUUUCUUCUUUUCCCUCAUGGGUCUUCUCUCCUCGUAUUUGGCACCAAAUGAAGGAAUGAAUUCCCAGAAAUCUUUAGAUAUCUGUGCAGAGGUCCUUGGAUGUUUGGAGAAAAGAAAAUUAUCCUGGUUGCUUCUCUUUCAGUUGACUAAAAAAGAAAAUGCAUCAAAUGGAAGGUAUCAGAUUCUUCUGCAUUUGGCCUCGGACCAGUACCUGAGGUUGUUGCCUUUCGCCUUCUACAGCCUCGUUGCCUACUUUGAUGACGAUCUCUUCAAUAGAGAGCAAGCCUUUCCUUAUGUUGCUGUUGACAUGUACCUGAAGUUAGUCCAGCUUUUUGUAGCAGGAGAGACCAGUGUGAUUUCAGCCAAAGCUCAUUUAAGCCCAGAACAUGGCAAACAGGUGGAUCCUUUAGGACUGAUAACAAAAGCUCGAAUGUUUCUGCUUCACUCAUUACCACAGUGUCCAAGAAGAAGCUUUUCAAGCUUAAUGGAGCUGUUGGCCACCUGUGAAAAGUUUGACCCCGAGGUGAAAGCUGCCCUCCUGAGUAGCCAGCAGUCCCCUGAAGAUGGUGACUUAUAUAGUGAACCUCUUCUCUUCUGAAUGAUGUCUGUGCUGGAAGGACCUUGUCCCAAGGAAGACUUUUGUUGGUAUAAUAAUUUGGCUAUUGUUCCUGAGGAAUAGAAAAAUCACUUUCUUAUUGGACAGAGGCAGCAGAAUACUACUGUGCAUCAGCCCAGGCUACUUCGUAAAUAAUUUAUUACAGGCAUAACCAUGGAGGUCUUGUUACACUAAAAAGUGGAUUACAAAUACCUUCAAUUGCUUUGAGGCAGGGGUAAUCAAUUAUUUAAAAUCUGAGGCUGGUUCCAAAUCAUUCACUUUCCCAGGGGAAGUGAACCUUUUGCCCUGCAGAAGAAGAGCUACAGUACAGACCUGAGGGGCUGUUUUAUGACAGAGAAUGUGGGACUGCCCUACUUCUACCGAUCCACAGAAAAAAGGAGACGUGUCCAUAUCUGUCCAUACUCUUCAAGUGAUUCCAUUCCAUUUAAACACUGCUGCAAUUGGACAUAAUUGGGCAGGCAAAAAAAAAAAAAAAAAAGAAAGAAAGAAAGAAAUUAAAGCAUGGUUAUCUUUGUGUUGGAGCAAGCUGAAACUAUUGCCAUUGAGUCCACUUGAGUUGGAGAAACUAUUAAAAUUCGUGUUAAAAACUCUA
This is a messenger RNA of Antechinus flavipes (yellow-footed antechinus), 4696 nucleotides long. RefSeq names its product FA complementation group A (gene FANCA). Gene Ontology annotation, cellular component: Fanconi anaemia nuclear complex. Gene Ontology annotation, biological process: interstrand cross-link repair; regulation of regulatory T cell differentiation. The record is from RefSeq and is a predicted model, not a curated record. NCBI's taxonomy places the organism in Eukaryota, Metazoa, Chordata, Mammalia, Dasyuromorphia, Dasyuridae. The coding region runs from base 1 to 4086 and encodes 1361 amino acids. The transcript has 41 exons.